GUGGAUCUAAGAGGCACUGCUCAAAAUAUUUAUUUUCCUGCUCUGAUAUUGUUUAGUUUGAUCUGUUUUUGUUGUGUUUGUGUGGUAGUCUAUAUUCCAGGUAUUCCAGCAAUGUGUGUCUGAGAGGGAACAGCUGUAAGGUAAUCAUUCACCAUUCACCUUCUUUUAUCUCCUUCCAUUCCUCCUGCCAUAGUUUUCUCCACCACCUCCCAGUGAUAAAUGAUCUCCAGAUGACCACACAAAGACAAUCAGGGAGAGGUUCAUAGAGACGGGGUGGAAAGCAUAAAAAGGAAUAAAUAAAAAAAACAAGAAGCAGAGGGUGAAAGUCCGGAGUGUCACCAUCUUUGGUCCUGGGCUACAUCUGGAAGGUGGGUGGCCCUGAGGGGAAGCUGGGGGUCGGUCCACACUGAUUGACCCCCCACUGAACUGCAAGGAAAGAGGAUAAAUAGAGAAAGAGGGGUAGAGGGAGGAAGGAAAAGGAGAGAAAGAAAGGCAAGGGAGGGAAGAAUUUGAAAAAAGGGGCUAGAGAGCACAUUUUCAGAAGAAAAUGUUUCGUUAUAACAACAAAAGUAGUGUAACAGAUGGCACCCUGGAAACUACAUGACAGCGGAUUGGAGUGAGCCAGCAUAGCUUGUCAGAUAAACAGCCCAGAUGGAAUAAAGCUGUCACUACCUCACAUUUCUAAGACUUUUUCACACACACACACACACACACACAAACAGAGAUACAUGAGCACCCCAUGAACGCCGCUGGAGAGCUAUAUAAGAACUCGUCAGGAGGGUCAAACACCCACUACUUUUCUCUGAAGGACUGUGUUACACUUUCUUUUUUUCACCUACUUACAGUGAAGAAAAAGAUUUUUUACUUGAAGGAUACAUUAAAGUAUAUUUGCCAUAAUCUUUUUUGUUUGUUUUGUAUUUAGCACUUUUUUCUAAUUCUUUUUUUCAUUGAAAUUUAAAAUAACUGACCUUUAUUAAAUGCUGGAAUCUCCAUGAAGCAUGGCAACAUCAGAGGCUUUACAAAUGUUUUUGGGCAAUGACUCAGCUGUGGAUUUAAACAGCAAGACAAUUCAUAGUUUUGACGUUUCACAGAGCAUUAAUGGCUUUAGUGUGACCAUGGCUAUCCUCCAUCUAGCCGUAUGCAUCACGGGACUGGGAGGAAACUCAUUGGUCAUCAUUGCCAUCCUCAAGCUGGAUAAAAUGGCAUCUGCCACAACUGUGUACAUCUUCAACCUUGCUUUGGCAGAUGGACUGUUUAUGGUGGGGCUCCCAUUUGUGGCUUUCCAGAACUUCCAGAACCAAUGGAUCUUUGGUGAUUUGGCCUGCAAGCUGGUCAUGGUGCUGGAUGGAAUCAACCAGUUUACCAGCGUGUUCUGCCUUACAGUGAUGAGCGUGGACCGCUACAUGGCACUAGUGGACCCCCUUCGCUUUGCACGCUGGAGAACUCCAAAGCGGGCCAAAAUAAUCUCUGCCUUUCUGUGGCUCCUCUCCUUGAUUCCUGUCUUGCCCAUGGCUCUCCACUUCACUGUGCAGUAUGGCCUUUGUAUGGCUGAUAUGUUUGUGGGCAAAUGGUGGAUGACAUUCCUCACAUACACGUUUGUGCUGGGUUUUGUCCUCCCCUUCCUGGUGAUGAUCAUCUUCUACACAACUCUGGUGAUGACUCUGAAGAGCUCCAGGCAAUAUGACAGAAGUUUUUCCUCCUCAGAGGAGAGCCAGAGAUUGGAGAAGCAGGUUACCAAGAUGGUGGUAGCUGUGGUUGUGGUCUUCGGGAUAUGCUGGCUGCCUUUCUACAUCUUCAACUUCUGUUCACUGUCUGGUACAAAUGUAACACUCACCUUUGCACGAGGCUUUGAGAUUGCAGUGCUCUUGUCCUAUUCAUGGAGCUGCGCUAAUCCGAUCCUGUAUGCUUGCCUAUCAGAGACCUUCAGCAGGUACUUCCGCACUUUACUCUGCCCCUGCAUAAACCCUGCCAGGAUACACUGCAACAGAGACACAGAGGCCUAUGACCUGCAUCACACAAAUGGGCAGGAUGAAGGAACUCCUCAACAGAGCCACAUCACAGCACAUCAAUGAAUGGUUUUCUCAGAGCUCCAGUUGAAGACAUCAAGAACUUACACAUGUUGGCCUUAACCUGUCAGCCUGGAGAGACGUCUAUUCCAGACCACCGUACACCACCCUUGGCUUCUUUCUACCUUGUAUGGGUUCUAUUCAGAAUUAGAUGUAUGGAAACAUAAGAAAGGGACUUAACCAACUGAAUAAUGCAAGAGAUAAAGAACUUGCCUUACUACAGAAAUUAAUGUUAAUGUUAAGGAAAACCAUGUAUCUACUAUAGCAAAUCACAACAGCAAAUCUUCAAUAGCAAAUCACCUGUAAUACAAAGUUGUUUCUAUUAGGUGACCUCUAAUUUUAAGUGUGCUAAACCAAUUAGCAAGUUAAUGUUCUGUAAUGUUAUGUUAUGUGAGAUAAAAUCACAAAUCUUUUCAUGUGGCAGUUUACAGUUUUACAAAGUGUGUUACAUUAUCGGCUUUACAUUAAAAUAAAGUAUUAAAUAAAUUUCAGUUAGUGUGUUCAAUACUUUUUUCCUGUCUCAUUCCACUUUAGUUCACAUAACUUUAUUUAUGGACUUUAAUGUUAUGAAUUCUUUAUAUCUCUGGAAUUCUUGAGUUAAUACUGAUGUCUGGUGAAAAUUUCAUGUGAAAAGCCUCAUUGGAAAUAUAUUUACUGAAAAAAA
Ictalurus furcatus (blue catfish) is the source of this 2730-nucleotide messenger RNA. Its product is annotated as somatostatin receptor type 5. The transcript is spliced from 3 exons. Gene Ontology annotation, cellular component: neuron projection; membrane. Bases 999 to 2072 code for a protein of 357 amino acids. The record is from RefSeq and is a predicted model, not a curated record. Lineage: Eukaryota; Metazoa; Chordata; Actinopteri; Siluriformes; Ictaluridae. Gene Ontology annotation, molecular function: neuropeptide binding; somatostatin receptor activity. Gene Ontology annotation, biological process: cellular response to glucocorticoid stimulus; regulation of insulin secretion; neuropeptide signaling pathway.